Messenger RNA from Styela clava, 4927 nucleotides. RefSeq lists its product as uncharacterized. The record is from RefSeq and is a predicted model, not a curated record. NCBI's taxonomy places the organism in Eukaryota, Metazoa, Chordata, Ascidiacea, Stolidobranchia, Styelidae.
UCUCUGUUUUUUCAGAAUAUCAUGCUUAUUUAGUUUUUAAUGUUGUAAGUUGUUUAUUGUUGUGUCACUGUAAUUCGUUGACAUGAUGAGCACUGUGCCAUCAACUCCAGCAUCUUAUGGAGGUACAACCCCACUGCGAAUAUUAAACAAAGGACCUGAAUACUUUCGGAACUCUAAACGUUCUGGAAAUGAAAACAGAAGAAAAACUGCAACGGAGAGAUUAGAGGCAGAUAAAUUCAAGUAUGUGAAAAGUGAGGAAGUUCGACAGCGUCGUUUCACUUUGGAAUUGAGGACCAGCUCGCCUCCAAAUAAUGACAGUACUGGAACUCAGUCAAUGGGUACGGCUUCUACUGGCUCGCCUAUCAAUAUGGAAGAGGAUGAUGACGUUUUAACUGGUAAUGAUGUUACUGGGGACUUCACUACUGAAGGCAUUAUGAAAGCUAUGGCAAACUUCACCAAAUAUAACGAAGUAAAGCCACAGAAUGCUACACCUGUGACAUCCAGAAGAAGACAGAAUCGUCUCUCCACCGAAGAUGCAACUGUUUCGAAAUCUGCGACAAAAUUAAAUAAUACAGAUGCUGAAGUACUACAUAGUAUGACGGCUACACGGAGAUUACAAAGGAUGAAAAAUAAGGCAAUACGAAAUAGUGAAAUCGAGAAAAAUAACAGAAAUUUAAAUGAUAAUGUUACGCCUCCGAGUCCGCUUCUCACUCGACUUCGUGAAAAGCUACAUAGCUCGAAUAGCCAGUCAAGUAAUGGAUCAACUGGUAAUGCCUUUACGCCUUCACCUACCAUUGCAUCCACCGCAGACGAGGGAUCAAAAACACAACCCAUUAUCAUGAAAUCACCUGAAUCUGAAAGCAAAAGUUUCAUUCCAAAGAAUUCCCAACAAACCAAAAGUGUCUUUGCGAGUAAUGCACUUAAUACUUAUAUAAGCAAAGCAAAAGAGGGGAUUAAAAAUGUUCUGAACACCGAACAACGCAAGGAACGACAACCGAGAUCAGCGAAUAGCUCAAAUGGUCGUAGGUAUCGGUCUGCAAGUGCUGGGCCGAAUGUUAACAAAACAACCCAAUAUAAUCCUAGGCUUACAAGCAGUGCAGAGAUGGGUCACAAUUUGUUAUCCGUUACCAAAAGUGAAGCAAGUAAUGCCACAAAUCCUCUAUUGAGUCCGAGGUCGCAACUUAAACAUGUGAGACAAAAUUUAAAGAAAGUCAAUAUUGGGUCCGAGCGUAUUCACACUCGAAGGCAUACAAACUCGGAGACGAGCGUACCUGCUGAAUAUAAGUCUGGACUCAAAAAAGUCAGUGGUACGACUUUCACUGUAAAUCCUGCUUUGCAGAAAAAGUCUCAAAACUUCCAAAAUGAUGCGUCUAAUACUGCGGAAAAUGCCAUGGAUACAAAAGACACUCGUGUUGAAGCAAAACCACCUAUGCUGCCUCGUUCGAAGAAAGAAAAAGAGAAUAUUCGACGAACCGCAAGUUCUGAUUCUCAACCUCAUUCUAUUGAAAGUUUAAAAAAGAGAACUAGCUCUGUUUCCAGUAAAGAGGGAACUGAAACUGAGGAAUCUGGCUCGAAUCUCUACAAAAAUGAACCCAAACGCUCGAAUUCUAACCGAGUCAAAAGGCGAUCUUGGGAUAUAUUACAUGCAUCUGAUAAUACGCAAUAUACCAAAACAUCUGGUGAAGAGAACACACCCCCACCAUCAAUAGAAAUGGAUACCAAUGCAUCUCAUUCUCACUCAAGACAAAGACGACCUCGCAGUUAUACUUCAGAUCAAAGAAAGAGCAAUUUAUCAUCAAGAAUGUCUCUGCCUGAAGAUUCAAUGCAACCUUUCAAGGAUGCCAAUUCACAAUUGUUCCAAAAAACUGGAUCUAGAAAGAGCGUAGCAGAAGCUAUCGAAGAAAUCAUAAACCCUGUUUUAGAAAACACCAAAAAUAAUGACAUAAAAAGAAAUUCUGCUGGAUCACCGGACAUUGCGAGCAUGGAUGGAAAUACAUUAGUUGAAAAUCGAGAAAGUUUUUUCGGAAAUUUAAGCACAGCGACAAAUUAUGGUAACGGUAGUAACGCUGGCACCAAAAAUUCAUCCGUGGCAGAUAAUAUUAAUUUUGUGCUCGGAGGUGCCAUAGAGGGAAGUUUGGGUAGUGGUAACUCAGACAACUCAGAUAAGAGACAAGAUAGGUCAAAAACCUCCUCAAACUCAAGGCCUAAAAAAGAGGAGUUUUCUGCCUCUUAUAGUAAUAAACCAAAAUCAGUGACGCAAAAAUCGAGAGAAAAGGAAUCAUCUUCAAUGGAAUUGCUUGACUCAUCUGGUCAUUAUACAAGAUCUUCAACAAAAACGCCGUCAUAUUUUGAUGGACCAAAUAACACGACACAUUUACGCCAUGUCCCCAUGCGGCAACAUUCCGCCCCAAUUGGGUUUGCAAACCCCCAAGAUCACCCAGUCGCACCAACAACAAAAUCUGACGAUGGUAAUCUCUCGAAUUCUCCAAUGUUGGCGCCAAAGUCUAGAAGAGAAGUUGUUCCCGAUUACAGAAAACAACAUCAUCCUAAAAAUGAUGACACGAUGAAAUCCCACAAUACUUCAAGUUCUUCUGGAAAUGCUAAUAAACCUUUUACAGCUUUAACUGCAAAUGAUUUGAAGCCUCGUUCCAACAAAAACAAUUCAACAAUUGUUCCACAAUCCACUCCUAUAAAGCCCACAUUUGCAUUCCCUGGGCAACCUUUAUCACAGACAAGACACAAUCCAAAAAGGCCUACUACAACACCGAUAUCUCCUACACUGUCACCGAACAAGCAAGCGGCUAGAAUGACCCCACCGCAAACACCCACUAGGUCGUGCUCGUCCACUCCGUACUCGUCACUAAAGCGAACUCCAACAUCAUCGAGAAGUUCGUCUUUAAAAAGGAAUAGACACAGAUCAAAGUCAGAUGUCCUUUCUCAUCAGCAUGAACUUGAUAGGUUCUUUUCAACAAUGGGAAUGGAAGAAUAUAUGAAUUUGGCACAUCAUUCUUCUAUGAAUGACACUUUGUAUUCAAAUCAUUUGAGCAGCGAGUCGGAUUUUUCGUUUGCAGGAGCAUCUGCUUAUGUUAGGGAUAGUCCCGAUGAAGCCAUGGAUGUUGACCCUGUUACAACUGCAUUAAUACGCGGCCCUCAAUCUGUCAGUAUCAUUGAGAAAAACGCUCGAGUUAUGAGAUGGUUGAUGACUUGUCAAAAGAACAGAAAAUCAAGUACCACAACAAAACUCUCUCGUGAAAACCUCUCACAAUCACCGCCAGUGUCUCCCUCGACUCGAGAGCCGAUAAAACCAUCUCAUAAAUUAUUAUCGACAUACCCGCCUGCAUCUGCCCCAAUUUCCAAUGGGUACCACUCUGGGUCACACCAAGCCCCUCUUUUGAGACCAAGCUCUCAACCUAAUACGAGCUCAUACCCUUCUUCACCCCCUCCGAUACCCCCAAGAACAUAUCAGCGACAACAUGCAGUAUACCAACCACCACAUAACGAUGCAAUUCUUGUCGGAGCACCUAAGGAGUCGAAUGUUUGAUGUGCUACAGUUUUUUAAAUUGCUUGAAUGAAUUUACAAUAUUGAUUCAAAAAAGAUAGAUGCUGCUACAUUUCAUCAUAUCGUAUAGAGACACCAAACUUCAACAAGAAAACUCCCAAACUAUUGAAUUCUGACCAAAAUGUUGACAAUUUAAAUCAUUAUAUAUAUUAUGUAUAUGUUAUAGUUGUUUCAUACUGGAUUCAAUAAAAAGUUGCUUUGAACGAAUUCAUCGUAUUGAUUAUGACAUAAUAGUGCACUAAAAUUUAGAUGCUUAUUGCACAAUUUGAAUUUUGUUAUGAUGUGUUUAGGGUGUGAUAAAAUUUCACGUAAUUUUUGGAUAAACAAUAUGACAACCGCACUUAUUAUUAGUUCGAAAUCCAAGCAACUAAUUGAAUGUCUAUACCAGAAUUUAAAAAGAAAUAUCAGUGCUUGAUAAUAUGUUGUUUCAUACAUAUCUCCAUGAAUAUAAUGUUUUGUUAUGAAUGAAUGAUCUCCAGUCUUCCCCAACGUUAUAUAUAUUGUCUUGAUAUUUUUGAUAAUGUUCCUUUUAAAUGGUAGAAUUGCCUAGAGGUUUGUGGUAAAGGAUCAAUUAUAUGAAAGUCUUGUUAUUGAUAAAGUACAUUUAGCAACUGCUUGGUGAUUUAAAAAUGUCACACAUCCUGUUUAAGAUUUUUUUUCCGUGUAUUUGACAUCAUGAAUUUGUUGCCUCAAAAAUAUACAAUUAAUCUAAUUGGAAAUUUUUCAUGUAGUUGAUGACAAUAACUUGGAAAGGGCAAAAUUCUCGACGUUUUAGCACAAACAACAGACAUCUACUAACUCUUGCAAAAUUGGUUUCUAUGUGUAUAAUAUUAGAAUUUGCAUGAAAUAUCCUAUCCCCUUUUUUAUAUUUAUGACAAAAAUGCAUCGCCUUGUUUUUAUCAUUAUUUUUAUUGUAGCCUAUGUUUUAUUAAAAAAAUUUUACACUGUAAUAUUAUUGCUCUAUCAGAUCAUAAAAUCACAGAAAAUAUGUUUUUGUUACCUUAUGCUGUAACAAUGCCACAUUAAAGCCUGUAUUUCGAUUAGUUUGGUAUUCAAGAUUUUUUUCUCCCUUUCCUAUUAUGAUGUUUCGAAUAUUAUAUUUUAUAGCCAGAUUGUUGUAACAAAAGGUCAUUCCAAUUUUAUGAAUAGAAAGGAGCCUUGGUUUGAGUAUUACUCAGACAGUUUAAUAUCUUUGCCUUUAUAAAGGACUAUAUCCCUGCCAUACAUAGAAUAUUGUACCCGUUUUGUUUUUAUUUUAUAUAUGAAGUGUGUGCAUGUGGGGAUGAUCAUGUAUGUUUUAUCUUUUAUCGUAUUAUUCAUUUUUCUUCUCUUUUAUCGGAAUUUACAAUAUAGUUUCAUGUGAUUUAA